Messenger RNA from Hipposideros armiger (great roundleaf bat), 1465 nucleotides. It is a transcript of the gene ARPC1A, whose product is annotated as actin related protein 2/3 complex subunit 1A. The record is from RefSeq and is a predicted model, not a curated record. NCBI's taxonomy places the organism in Eukaryota, Metazoa, Chordata, Mammalia, Chiroptera, Hipposideridae. The transcript has 11 exons. Gene Ontology annotation, molecular function: actin filament binding. Gene Ontology annotation, biological process: Arp2/3 complex-mediated actin nucleation. The coding region runs from base 117 to 1097 and encodes 326 amino acids. Gene Ontology annotation, cellular component: Arp2/3 protein complex; actin cytoskeleton.
CCCGCGCCAGUUGGAGCCUGUUCGCGUCGACUGACCAGAGUCCGCGAAUUCUCCGCUCCAAGCCCGUCGGGACUGCCCCGACCCCAGCUUUCUAUCCUUUGAAAACACUAAGAAUAAUGUCCCUGCAUCAAUUUUUAUUAGAGCCAAUCACCUGUCAUGCCUGGAACAGGGAUCGUACCCAGAUUGCACUUAGCCCUAAUAACCACGAAGUCCACAUCUAUAAGAAGAACGGGAGCCAGUGGGUAAAAGCUCAUGAACUCAAGGAGCACAACGGACACAUCACAGGUAUUGACUGGGCUCCCAAGAGCGACCGCAUCGUUACUUGUGGGGCAGACCGCAAUGCCUAUGUCUGGAGUCAGAAAGAUGGAGUCUGGAAGCCAACCCUGGUAAUCCUGAGAAUUAAUCGUGCAGCCACUUUUGUCAAGUGGUCCCCACUAGAGAAUAAAUUUGCUGUGGGAAGUGGAGCACGACUCAUUUCCGUUUGUUACUUCGAGUCCGAAAAUGACUGGUGGGUAAGCAAGCACAUUAAAAAGCCAAUUCGUUCCACUGUCCUCAGCUUGGAUUGGCAUCCCAACAAUGUUUUGCUGGCAGCAGGAUCAUGUGAUUUCAAAUGCAGAGUGUUUUCUGCGUACAUUAAAGAAGUGGAUGAAAAACCAGCCAGUACGCCCUGGGGCAGCAAGAUGCCGUUUGGUCAGCUGAUGUCAGAGUUUGGUGGCAGUGGCACUGGUGGCUGGGUUGCCGAUGCCUCAAAAAGCAUGCAGGUCUCAACUCUGAAAACGGAGUUCCUGCCCCUCCUGAGUGUGUCGUUUGUCUCGGAGAACAGCGUUGUCGCUGCUGGCCAUGACUGCUGCCCAAUGCUGUUUAACUACGAUGACACAAUUUCCUUAAAAUGCCUUGACACACUUAGGAAGGCGGGGCUCACUUCUACCACAUACCUUACAAUCUCUCAUUUUUGCUUUUUUUUCAGUCAAGUAUCUAUUUAUGAGGUGGACAAGCAAGAUUGUCGCAAAUUUUGCACUACUGGCAUCGAUGGAGCCAUGACAAUUUGGGAUUUCAAGACCCUAGAGUCUUCCAUCCAGGGCCUUCGGAUAAUGUGAAGCUAAGUGAGCCUCCCAGAUCCAGCAUGACUGACUGACAAACCCCAUCGGCAGCUCCGCCAUUUGCAUGAUGGUGCGGAAAGCCAGCUGCAAGGAAACACUGAAGACACAUAUCUCGCAAAUGUUGUUUGUGUGUUUUUGUUUUAAUAUAAUUGGUGAAAGUGUUGGUUUUUAAAAGCAGCAGUGAUUGGAUUGUUUGGUUUUUUGUUUUUUGGUUUUUUGGUUUUGGUUUUUGCUAUUUCGUUCCGUUCUUGACCAAAGCUUCUCUUUUAGUAGUUUAUUAUGGAAAAUUGUCACACUAACUUAAAAGAAAGGGUGGGGAGAUACAUAAAUUGCUAAAAACAAUUAAAUAAAAAUACUGAAAUGUG